Messenger RNA from Phalaenopsis equestris, 1694 nucleotides. RefSeq lists its product as uncharacterized. Gene Ontology annotation, biological process: translation. Bases 1 to 1521 code for a protein of 506 amino acids. Gene Ontology annotation, cellular component: mitochondrial small ribosomal subunit; ribosome. Gene Ontology annotation, molecular function: RNA binding; structural constituent of ribosome. NCBI's taxonomy places the organism in Eukaryota, Viridiplantae, Streptophyta, Magnoliopsida, Asparagales, Orchidaceae. The record is from RefSeq and is a predicted model, not a curated record. The transcript has 8 exons.
AUGGCAGGCUUUGCUCUCGCUUCUUCGAAGUCUCGAUGGGCUUAUCUACUCUCUCUUUCCCGCUACCCCACGAGAAAUCUCUUCACCUCUAUCGGCCCCAAUACACAAAUUCUCCGCCCUCACAAACCUUUCUCGCUUUCCAACCUCAACUUCCCGUUCCUCUUUCGCUCUUUCUCAGCUAAUCCCAUAAUGGGCGAUCGAAUCGUCCAAGAACUUCUUGCUGAAGUGGAGAGGGAGAAGCAGAUCGAGAGGGAGGAGCGGAGAAAGAAGGGAUUGGAGCCUUUGGACGAUGAAAAUGAGGAUUACAUGGGGGUCGGUCCGCUCAUAGAAAAGCUGGAGAGAAGGAAGACCAAGGAGCUCGAAAACAUCGAACAGUUUUGGGAGCCCACUGAUUCCGACAGCGACGAGGACGAUGAACGUUAUUCCCCGGAGGAGCUACAGAAGAACGCAGAUAUAUUCGAAAAGAAGUGCAAGCGGCACGCUGAGCUGCUCAAGAAUUUCGCCGAAGCUGAAACGCUUGAUGAUGCACAUAAGUGGAUGACUAAAAUCGACAAAUUCGAAGAGAGAUAUUUGAAAUUGCCAUUGGAAUAUAGGGUUAUAGGUGAUAUGAUGAACCGUUUGAAGGUAUCUACUGGAAAGGAAAGAUUCAUGCUCCUUCAGAAGCUAAAUCGGGCUGUGAAGUUGAUGGAAAUCAAGGAAGCCUAUGACCCAAACAAUCCUGCAAACUUUGGACUGAUAAAACACCAGCAAGUCGGGUCACCCGAUGAUGUUGUUGAUAGUGCUGGCUUUGAGAAAGAGAGACAAGUGUUUCAAGGUACUGGUCUGGAUGAAGAUGAAAAAGAUUUUAGUGAAUCAAAGGAGCAGGAUGAUGCUUAUACGGAGAAACUUAACAUCAUUGAGAAGAAACUUGAAGAGAAGUUGGCACAGCUUGACCAUUCCUUUGGUAAGAAGGGUAGAGUUUUGGAAGAGGAAAUUAGAGAGCUGGUUGAGGAGAGAAAUGCUUUAACUGAGAAGAAAAGAAGACCUCUCUAUCGGAAGGGUUUUGAUGUAAAGGUAAUUGAUGUCAAUCGGACAUGUAAAGUCACUAAGGGUGGUCAAAUAGUGAAGUAUACGGCACUGUUAGCCACAGGGAACUUCCAUGGGGUUAUUGGUUUUGCCAAGGCUAAAGGUCCUACGGCUAAAAUUGCCAUUCAAAAGGCAUACGAGAAAUGUUUCCAGAAUCUUCAUUAUGUAGAGCGAUAUGAGGAACAUACUAUUGCUCAUGCAAUUCAGUCCAAGUAUGAGAAAACGAAGCUAUACCUCUGGCCCGGUCCAAGGAGAAGUGGCAUGUCAGCAGCCGUCAAAACGGUUGAAACCGUCUUGUAUUUGGCAGGUUUUUGCAAUGUGAAGUCUAAGAUCAUUGGCUCAAGAAAUCCGCUGAAUGUCAUAAAGGCUCUUUUUAUCGCACUAAAUGCUAUUGAAACUCCAAAGGAUAUUCAGCAGAAAUUUGGAAGAACUGUUGUGGAGACAUAUUUGCUAUAGUGCGAAACAAUUAAUAUUUCUAUUAAUGGAUACCUCAACGUUUUUGCAUGAUGUUAAUAAAUCAGAAUUAUGACACUCGAGGAUUUUUUCAAAGUGCACGGAGGGGAGGAGCUAAACAAACGGAUGGAGACAAAGAAGUGAGGAAUGCAGCAUUCCUUUUUAAAAGCUUGAUA